AGUGGAAAUUUUAGGAUUUCUGGUGGUGGUGGUGGGUUUAAAAGAUAACAGUUGUUUUUCAUAAUCGUUUGAAUUCUCGUGUGUGGAACAGAAAUUCGCAAAACUUUUCUGAAAAUCCCACCCUCUCAAAAAAAUCAUGGAGUUGUAAAGGAUUGCCAUUUAUGUAGUGAAAGUUUGUGAAAGAAAUUAAAAGAAAAUAAUGAAUAAAGAUUAGUUUAUGUGUUUAAUCUGUGAAUGACGAAAACAAGUUUUUCUAAAUGCAGCAAUAUUAUGCUUUAAGCAACAGAUUGAGAUAAAAUUAAAAUCUGUUUGUUCUUUGUAUGACUUAACUGUUAUUGGUCAUUAUUUUGUAAGGGAUACUUUUAACCUAUUCACCGCACAUUGCCCGCCUCAUAACUUUUUUUUUUCACAAAUAUUAUUGUAUUUCUGUGCAGAAGCUUAAAAUCUCAUUUUUAUUUUAAAUCUUUGUUAUUUGAUUCUUCGAUCGCUCAUAAAGACUUACAACAUGACACACUCAUACAGAAUGGAAGCAAUGUAGAAAUUUCUUGAAAGUAGGGAAAAUUGUUUGUUACUUAACGAAUGAACUUUAUUUUGACUUAAAAACUCAUAAAACAUCUUGUUUUUAAAUAUACGUCUUCAUUGAUCACACAGUCACACACGUCAUUAAUUUGCUCGAAGUGCGUGUGCGAAAGAAAGAAAGAAUUACAUCGACAUAAAUAUACUAAUAGACACUGAUGUAUACAUAGAACCUCAUUUAUCCAUCAAUAAUUCGUUUAUAUACCUAUUAUACCUGGUUAUAUAUAUGCACAAAUAAUUUUUUACAUAUAAUAUAUGCUGCUAAAAUACGCACACAAAUAUAGUCACCAGAAAUUCAUUUAUAGGCAUAAACAAACUAUUAAAGGCAUCAUCAUGCCUGCAAGAUGCUACAUCUCAAUAAAUGAAUUUACAGAAUAUUUGGGAGAGACAGAAAAAAAAGAAAAAAAGACUGAGUAAUACAAACUCGAACUGUAACAGGCAUCAAUAAAAACUUCACAUUUAAUCAUAUUUAAUUCAAGCCACAAAAUGAAUCACAAAUAACUUCUUGGAACGUUUCGCAGAGUCCAAAGUUCCAUUAAACGUUUCAAAACAAUGGCUCUUUUAGGGAAAUAAUUUGGAUGCAUUUCUUACCAACCUGACCUGUUACCAGUUAAUUAAAGUUUAAUUCAAUGCUGCUUUGUUGCCAUGGAAGUGGAGCUCCUCACUGAUAAUAAUGUCACGCUGCUUCCUUCAUGCAGUGAUGUGUCUGAUGAUGACUUUACUCAAACCAAUUCUGAAUCCCAAGACUUGUUCCCUUGUGAGAUAUGUGGUAAAAUAUACCUGACUGAGAAUAAAAUCAGAAAGCAUAGUGCAACUCAUACAAGACUUAACUGCUACUUAUGUAACAUUUGCCAUCAUAGAUUCUCUGAUAUUAACCACUUGAAACGACAUUUAAAAGUCCAUGAUGAAUUCAAAGAAUUAUGCUGUGAAAUUUGUGGACAUGAGUUUAGUAACAGUCGUAAACUGAAUUUACACAGGAAGACACACGUAGGUGGAAGACCGUUUGAUUGUGUGUUUUGUGGCCAAAGCUUUUCUGAUGCUAACAACUUGAAACACCAUGCUAAAGCACAUACUGGAGGAAAACCAUACAGUUGUGAUGUCUGCGGACACUGUUUUGACACGAAGGGCAAAUUACAAAUCCAUCACAGAAAGCACACUGGGGAAAAGCCAUUCAGCUGUGAAAUAUGUGAUAAAGAUUUUGCAACUAAGGGUCACUUGUCGAAACAUCGAAGAAUACACAGUGGUAUAAAAUGCUUCCAUUGUAAAAGUUGUGGCAAAGAUUUUCUGAAAAACGAAGACUUGAAAAUUCAUGUGAGGACCCAUACAGGGGAAAGACCUUUUUAUUGCAAAAUCUGCUGGAAAGGUUUUAUUACCAACAGCCAGUUAAACAGGCACUUAAAGAUUCACACUAAAGAGAGACCAUUCCAUUGUGAUGUAUGUGGUAGAAACUUCAUACGUAAUGAUAACCUUAGGAGACAUAUUAAGACUCACACGGGGGAGAAAUCGUUUUACUGUGAGAUGUGUGGUAAAGGGUUUCGUGACAGUGCUCAUUUGAAAAGACAUUAUCGCAUACACAUUGAUGACAAACAUUUCUGUUGUGACAUUUGUGGGAAAACGUUCAUGACAAACAGCAGGUUGAGAACUCAUUUAAAAACACAUGAAGCUGAUUUCCCACAUGUCACAUUCAGUGAGAGUGUGUCAUUUUCUUUGACUGAAUCAAACUAAUAUUCACCUCUUCGUUAAAUCCUAAUUGGACUACUGCUACACUGUAAAUUUUUGUAUGAUGCACCCAUUAUACGAACACAUACACUUUAUGUAACGCAUUAGCAAAAGAAGGCUGUCCUUCUAAUAACAAGUAAUCCGUUACUCAUCAACACUGUACUCCAUUUAACCACUGUAAAGCUGUGUACUCUCUUUGCCUCUUUUACCACUACUGGAAUGGUCCACCCUUCACUAGAUUUGUUGAAACACCACUAAUGUCUCUGUGUCUAGUGUUAGGAAGGGCAUCCAACUGUAGAAAACGUGUCAGAGUUGACACUGGAGCUCAGCACAGCCUUGAGAUUUGCUACUCUCUGUCAAACCAUCCAUCCCAUGCCAGCAUAAAAAAACGAACGUUAAAUGAUGAUAAUGAUGAUGAGCACCAAUGUACCUGUUUCUCUUCCUUCUACCACCCCACAUCCUGUUACACUGUACUAAACAGUCUUUUUCCCUGUUCUUUCUUACCUUGCCUUUUGUUUUUUACAAAUGGCUUAAACAGAAAAAGGAAGGGCAGUGUUCCUGGUCCUUUUAAGAUCUUCCUCUAAGACAGGUGUGAAGAAGUGAGGAAGCUAAUUUCAAACCAAAGACAUCACUCAAAUGCCUGCAACAGAGUGGAUUGCACUAAAGACAGGUCCAAGCACCAAGUGGAUGGCAUCAAAUAAUUGGUUGACAGACUCCUGAUCAACUUUUGUUUUCCAUUCUUUUCUAUUGUUACUAUAAUGGCCUCCAUUCCUCAGAGCUCAUAUCUCUACAACUCAAGUACUCCCUGACACAUUCAUCUUUCCACCUCUCAACCACUUUUUGUGCAUACAACACUCUUAGUUUUGCACUAACCACUAUGUCCAGUCCUUCCUCCCCAUGACAUCAGCCUUCUGGAAUCUUUUCCCUGCUCAUGUCUUUCUUGCAGGUAUUGAUCUGCAAUGGUUUUUAAAUGAAAUAUUAUCGUCAAGCUCACCAGUUUUAAAGGGCCUGGAAGAGACACAGGCAUUUCUCCUUUCUCCAGACUUAAGUAAAAACAAAAACCAAUCUAUGAGAGUACAAACUGAAUGUUAUCUACUUCAUCUUCAUCUAGUUAUCAGUACCCUUCCUUCCUUCAAUGUGGAAAGUGCUUAGACCAGUGAUUCUUAAUAAGGAUCUAUUGGGGGUCUCUCUUUACUCUUUUACUUGUUUCAGUCAUUUGACUGUGGCCAUGCUGGAGCACCGCCUUUAGUCGAGCAAGUUGACCCCAGGACUUAUUCUUUGUAAGCCUAGUACUUAUUCUAUCGGUCUCAUUUGCCGAACCGCCAAGUUUCUGGGACGCAAACACACCAGCAUCGGUUGUCAAGCAAUGUUGGGGGGACAAACAUAUACACACACAUACACAUAUAUAUAUAUAUAUAUAUAUAUAUAUAUAUAUAUAUAUAUAUACAUAUGUACGACGGGCUUCUUUCAGUUUCCGUCUACUAAAUCCACUCACAAGGCUUUGGUCGGCCCGAGGCUAUAGUAGAAGACACUUGCCCAAGAUGCCACGCAGUGGGACUGAAUCCGGAAUCAUGUGGUUCGUAAGCAAAUUACUUACCACACAGCCGCCCCUACGCCUAUAAAAAAUUUUGUUGUUAAAAUUUAUCUGCAAAUUAUUAGUUGUACUUCUAGAUGUGGCUGUGUGGUAAGAAGUUUGCUUCCCAACCACAUGGUUCUGGGUUCAGAUCCACUGCAUGGCACUCUGGGAAAGUGCCUUCUACUGUAGCCUGGGGCCGACCAAAAACAAGGUGAAUAAAUAAGCAUUUUAUUGGACAGAAUAAUCUGAAUGCUUAAGGGGUUAAUUAUAAAAAUAUGAUAAAACUUUUUUAAACAUCAAAUGGCUAUGAGGAUCCCGUAGAGUUAGAUAGGGAUCAGAAGGGUCCAAGGGUAAAAAAGAAAGUGGUCUAGACUAAUUCCUUGUUCUGCUAUUCAGAUUCAUUAAUCAUCAUCAUCAUCGUUUAACGUCCGCUUUCCAUGCUAGCAUGGGUUGGACGAUUUGACUGAGGACUGAUGAAACCGGAUGGCAACACCAGGCUCCAAUCUAAUUUGGCAGAGUUUCUACAGCUGGAUGCCCUUCCUAACGCCAACCACUCAGAGAGUGUAGUGGGUGCUUUUACGUGUCAUCCGCACGAAAACGGCCACGCUCGAAAUGGUGUCUUUUAUGUGCCACCUGCACAAGCCAGUCCAGGGGCACUGGCAUGAUCUCGCUCGAAAAUCCUACGGGAGCCAGUCAGGCGGUACUGGCAACGGCCACGCUCAAAAUGGUGCAUCUCAUGUGCCACCCGCACAAGAGCCAGUCCAGGGGCACUGGCAACGAUCUUACUUGGCUUGCCGGGUCUUCUCACGCACAGCACAUUUCCAAAGGUCUCGGUCAGUAGUCAUCGCCUCGGUGAAGCCCAAUGUACGAAGGUCUUGCAUCACCACCUCAGCCCAGAUCUUCCUGGGCCUACCUCUUCCACGGGUUCCCUCAACUGUUAGGGUGUGGCACUUUUUCACGCAGCUAUCCUCAUAAAAGAAAUUUAUAUCAAAAGUGAUGUAGGCACAAACAUAGGUUUAUGGAUAGAAUUUACUAUGAAACUACAAGUCUUUUGUUCUGUCGCACCGUGUGGCACCAUGGGCAAGUGUCUUCUACUGUAGUCUGACCAGUGCCUUAUGAAUGAAAUUGGUUAACAAGAACUAUAUGGAGGCCUGGCCCUUCACCAUAUCUCUCUCUCUCUCUCUCUCUCUCUCUCACUCUCUCCCACCCCACUCUCUCCAUCUGAGGUGGCCAUGUCUUUCUUCAAAUGCCAAAUUCCUCAAUACUACACAUGGAGUUGCAUGGUUUAGUGGUCAGGGUACUGGAUUCUUGGUUGUAAAAUUGUGGUUUCGAUUCCUAGACUGAGCAAUGCAUUGUGUUCUUGAGCAAAACAUUUCAUUUCACGUUGCACCAGUCCACUCAGCUGGCCAAAAUGAGUAAUCCGGUGCCACUACACUCUCGGAGUGGUUGGCGUUAGGAAGGGCAUCCAGCUGUAGAAACUCUGCCAAAUCAGAUUUGAGCCUGGUGUCACCUCCUGGUCCACCAGUCUUCAGUCAAAUCGUCCAACCCAUGCUAGCAUGGAAAGCGGACGUUAAACGACUAUGAUGAUGAUGAUGAUGAUGAUGAUAUAUGCCCAUGAAACCGGCAAACCAGCCCUUAUGAGUUAGUAUGACUCACAAAGGUAACUCUCUCUCUACGCUAACCACUAUUACUCACCAGGCUCUGAUCAGCCAAAGGCUAUAGGAGACAACAUUUUCCAGAGAUGCUGUGUAACGAAACCUGAGACUACAUACAGCUGUACUUAUAUGUACAGCAGUAAAAACAGGAAGCAGUUGUAAGUAUUCAAGUGUUUUAGGUACGCAAGCAAUAGGAAAGGCUAGAAAAUGUUUGCAUUAGAUAACGCAGCCCUAGAUAACUUUAAAAUAAUUGCAUGGUCACAGCCGGAAUGCUUUUGUUCAUAGGUGUGUUACAAUGUAUGUUCUCUCUAAGUGGUGUGCUGGUGCAUGCACAUAAAUGUUUUACAACUGGUGCACAAAGGCAAAAAUGUGUGUACAAGAUUUACAAGAUGAAAUUAAAGAAGUGAUUUCUUAAAUUCUCAAAUGCAGGAUAAUGCUAAUAAUAUAGCCUGAACAGGAUAAACUACCCCUAUUUUGCAGAAAAAAGUGUGGGCGGCCAGCUAUGAGACACGAACUCACACCUCCAUGAUUACGCGUCGCUGUGCUCUAACCGAUUAAGCUAAACUACCCACCGCAAAUUUAAGAUGUAUAGAAAUCUUGCUUUAUGAGAUGCUAUCAUAUGUUAAAUUCAAAUUACGAUAAACGUAAACAAACAAAUGAAGUUUGCUUUUAGAAGCGUUGAGAUGUCUUAGAAAGUUAAAGAAAUGAUUUUAAAUUCUCAAACGCAGGAUAAUGCUAAUAAUAUAGCCUGAACAGGGUAAACUACCUCUAUUUUGCAGAAAAAAGUGUAGGCGGCCAGCCAUUAUUUUUUUUUGAAGAAUUAAUCUUAAAAUUUCAUAAUAGAAUCUUCUUUUACUUGUUUCAGUCAUUUGACUGUGGCCAUGAUGGGGCACCGCCUUGAAGGGUUUUAGUUGAACAAAUCGACCUUGGGGCUUAUUUUUGGUUUUAGUCUUAGUACUUAUUCUAUCUGUGUCUUUUGCCAAACUGCUAAGUUACAGGGACAUAAAUACACCAAUAUCAGUUGUCAAGCAGUGGUGGGGGACAAACACAGACACAAAGACACACACACACACACACACACAUGAUGGGCUUCUUUCAGUUUCUGUCUACCAAAUCCACUCACAAGGCUUUGGUUGGUCCAAGGCUAUAGUAGAAGACACUUGCCCAAGGUGCCAUGCAGUGGGACUGAUCUCAAAACCAUGUGGUUGGGAAGCAAGCUACUUACCACACAAUCACACCUGCACCUUAGUGAUAUACAAUUGAAUAUGGUAUGCAUUUGCUCAGGUGAUUAAUACAGCAUUUGAGCAAUGGUUACUCACCUGAAUGUGUUCAUACUUUGCAAAGAAAGAUAAAAUUAAGCACACAAGAAAUUUCAGCAAAUAUUUAAAAAAGAAAUGGAUAAAGAUCCUUCUUGAGUUGGAUAUAGAUUCAAAGGGCCUGUUUCCCAGUUUCUGUGGCAUAUAUAUUCCCCAUCUGGACAGGACACUGGUCUGUCGCAGGAUCACUCAUUUUUGUCGGCUGAGUGGACUGGAGCAAUGUGAAAUGAAUUUGUAGUGACGUCAUAUGGCGCCAAAAAGGCAUCGUCGCCAUUACUGUAUCUUUAACCACGCAUGCGUGGAUUUCAACAUCCAAGCGUUCCCGCUUCUAUUCUGUCUCUUACCACGCCAGACAGCGACCAAGCAAGACGUCUAAAACAAGCUCUCUCAUUGAGUGUGGUUGAACCAAGUUGUCACUCCAACGAUCCAUCUCAAGGGACAGUACAUCUACAUUCAGACGUCUCAGAAACCGGACAAUUGGAGGCUGUCCAUUUUACCUUCAAAAAUAAAUGUUGUUGUUGAUCAGUUUGGAGUUCUGCGUUCCGUUCACUUUUAAUUUAAUAUAGGAAAGUCAGGUGUACAUCUAAUGAUGUAUAACCCACUUUCCUAAAAAUUGUUCUGCUGAAGAACACAAUACGUCGCCUGGUCCAGGAAUCGAAACCACAAUCUUAUGACCAUGAUCAUGAAUCCAGGGAAAUCACUAUUAUGAUUAUGGCAGGGUUAAAACGUUCUACAGGGCUCUGAUUGGAAAAACAUUAAGAAGAUGCAUAUGUCUGCUACUUAGUUCCUGUUCUGAUUGGAACUGAUUAGUUUACUUGUUAAUGCUUUUAGGAAAGUUAUGAACAUCACAACCUCCUGUCAGCCCUUUAAUCCUUGUAAAUUUGAAGUGCCCUGCUUAUGUAAUAAAAUAUCUCUGUAAUCAAUCACCUCACGAUGAUGAGGUUUGUGUAAAUUGUAUGGCACCAGACUAAAUACAUUAUGAUUUCUAGUUUGAUGCCUGUCAGUGAUUGUAAAUUCAAGACUGCCUUUUGUUAGCAAAAUGUUAAUAAAAUAAC
Messenger RNA from Octopus bimaculoides (California two-spot octopus), 7897 nucleotides. RefSeq lists its product as uncharacterized. NCBI's taxonomy places the organism in Eukaryota, Metazoa, Mollusca, Cephalopoda, Octopoda, Octopodidae. The record is from RefSeq and is a predicted model, not a curated record.